Molecule: messenger RNA, 4153 nt
Organism: Onthophagus taurus
Lineage: Eukaryota; Metazoa; Arthropoda; Insecta; Coleoptera; Scarabaeidae
Gene: Cap-D2
Product: CAP-D2 condensin subunit
Biological process (GO): mitotic chromosome condensation; mitotic cell cycle; meiotic chromosome condensation
Cellular component (GO): condensed chromosome, centromeric region; nucleus; condensin complex
Molecular function (GO): histone binding
Source: RefSeq, a predicted model, not a curated record
UUUUCUGUAAUUGUUGGUUGAAAAUUUGAAAAGAAAGUGACAUAACCUAACUUAAUUAACCUAACCGUCAAUUUUUGAAUUUGUUUAUGUUUGGUUCUGCUUUAUUAAGGUAAAAAUGGAUUUUACAAACUUUGUUAUACCAAACAAGUUUGAGGAUUUAGUAAGAGACGAUGGCGAAAACUAUUAUGUUAAAACUAUCGUGGAUGUUUGCGAUUUACCCGCAAAAUUGCGUGAUGGGAAAAAUAGUUUUAAAGAUGAUGGUGUACAAUUUAUUUUUGAUCAUUUCGAUACAUAUUAUUCGGUUAUUUAUCAUAAAGCAGUCUUGGAGAGCGAAAAACUUAUGAUAGUUAGCAAUCAAUUAGAAACGGCCUUAUCAGCAUUAAUACAUAAUUUGAAGUUUUUGUUGGACGAUCCUGAUAGUUUAACAUCAGAAAUUAAGACAAAAUAUCAGGUUAUCAUAAAAAUGAUCUUGUAUGUAUUUUGUCAUGUUAUCAUGGCUUUGGAUACGAAGAAUACCUCUCAGAAUAUGUUGCUUGGGAUUAAAAAACGUGGAAAAAAAAAAUCGUCGGUAUCUGACGAAGAUGAAUGUUUUAACCCAAAAAAUGCUUUGGUUACAAUAAACAUGUUACUUCAAUGUGAUCUUCAUGUAUUUUGGGAUCCCCCUGUAGUUGAGGAACAAAUAAUAAAUUUAGUAGCUGAAGUGUGUUAUCCUACAUUAGAAAGUGGUUCAAUUAGCUCAAACAAAGAAGUGCGAUAUGAGAUCUUUAACAUUUUUGGUAUUCUUAUUAAAACAUACAGCUAUGAUGAGAGUUUAAUAGUUCGUUUGGUACAAUUAUUGAAAGUUAAUUCACAUUUAAUAAAACCAAUUGCGGAAGGUAUUAAUCAACUGGUAGAAAAUUUUAGUGCCAAAGCACUUAUUCCAGAGUUUGUUCAGGAAAUUAUGGAAAUCCUUUUUGAUGAAAAAUAUGAAGAUGCAGAAGCCACAAAACAUUGUACAGGAACUUUGGUGGAAUUGUCUAAAUUACUACCUCAAUUAAUGGCACCAGAAGUAGCAUAUCUAAAAAGUUAUCUAGGACAUGAAUCCCAUGUAUUGAGGAAUGGGGUUUUAGUGGUAAUGUCAGAAGUAUUAAUCAUAUUGAGUACAAGACCUGCAUUGGAUGAAAACGAUCAAGCCCUUAAAAAUUUGAUUCUAGAAGUUCUACAACUUCACAUUAACGAUGUAGCAGUUACAGUCCGUUCCAAAGUAAUCCAAACCUGGGCUAAAGUACAAAAAGAAAAUUUGCUUAAUCCUACACAGUUAAACGACGCAUUACGUGCCAUUGUUGCUCACAUUUGCGAUAAAGGAGCAGCUGCAAGAAAAAACGCCGCCAAUACAGUCACAUCAUUUUUAGAACACAACCCAUACGCUUCAGAAUUAUCACUGAAAGCAAUACAAAAAGAAUAUCAAGAUCAAUUAGAUGAAUUCCGAAAGAUGGAAGAAAAUAUAAAGGAGCAUUUAUUAAAUGAAAAAGCCGCUGAUUUCCACGACGAAUGGAAUGCAAUUGUAGCUGAAUUAAAAUCACCAAAAAAGAAAAAAACUAAAAAUAAAAGUGGCGUUGCCAAUGAAUCAAAUGAUGAAAAUGAAUCGGAUGAGGAAAGCGAAAAUGAUGAUGAAUGUAAUGAAAGUGGUGAGGAGAUGGAAAUAGAUGAUCAAUCAAAAGAGGCGAUUCCUUCUGAACAACUUUUAAGUUUAAUCAAAAUGUAUAUAGAAGGAAAACAGUACAAAGAUGCUUUUGAACUUUGUAAACGACUUAUUCGGGAAGUACCAGAGUUUGUUACUAAAAGAGGAAGAGAUAAAAAAAUGGAUGAAAAAGAAUUCAUAUUAGAAGUGUUAAAAGGUUUCUAUCGCGAAAAUUGCUUUCUAAUUCACAAUAUCGUCGAUGUUGAAACGAUUGAUAAGAUGAAUCGACUUGAAGAGACGGUAAAACAUUGGGAGAGUACAGUUUUAUUCGCAAAAUUAUUAGACGAUGCCAUGCCGAAAAUGAGCGAUUUACUAGAAAGCCAAAACAUAACGGAAAUGCAAGAGGCAGUAAAAUUUUUUGUAACCGCCUAUAAAUUUAAAUUGGACGGAAGCGAACAACGUAUUCUCCAAUUGUUAGAAGUAAUGAAAAUGCCAUUUGAUGAUCGCAAAGUUAUCGUAAUUAAUGCUUUAGUAGAAGUAUUUUUAGUUACCACUCUUACAAAUAAUAUGAAAGAACAUGUAAAAGAAAUAGUAGAACGUUUAAUUCGUUUCACACGAAUCGUAACAUAUGCUUAUCGUAAUUCCUUCGAGAGGAUGAUUGCAGAAUGGACUGCAAAAGGAAAACUGGAUAAUAAUGUUCUUGACAUGUUAUUCAAUUAUUUCACAAAAAAAGAGGACGUCGACGAUGAUAAAUCAUUGGCGGCAUUGCAACUGUUAACAUUGGCCGCCCAAGGUCGUCAAUCAAUUGUAAUGAAUAAUUUGAAAAUGGUCUGCGAGGUGGUGUUUGAAAAUCGUGGUCUUAAUGAUAUGGCUAUAGUUUCUGAGGCUUGUCAUUUUUUAACGGUUGCGGGUUCAGCGGAACAACGCAUUGAAGACGAUAAACCACCAUAUAGAUUGAGUUAUAACGAAACAGUUUGGACGCAACUUACAAAUAUAUUAGUCGAUAAUUUUUCAAAACCAGUUAAAUUUUAUUGCGAUGCUAUUUCUGGGGCAAUACCAAUGAUAUACAAGUUGUGUUCUACACCUGAGAAAAUUGUUCAAAAUUUAAUUAUGUCCAUCAUGAAAUUGGACGUUUGGUCACAACCUGGUAGUAUAGUAAAAGUACCUAUUUUUUGCAUAGAUCGGUUAAAUCUUAUAUUGGGAAAAGUUGCUGUUUACGAAAUGGCCCAUUUAGAUGAUACAGUUUAUAUUGAAAUUAAACGUCGCAGUAAUCAACGAUCGAGCAUUGGAAAAAUGGGAAGAAAAAGAAUUCAAACUCCGUCUAUGUUAAGUGCAAGAAAAAGGGCCAUAUCAACCGCCACUGAAGAUGGCGAUGACAGUAUUUUGGAUGGAGCAGAUGCAGAUGAUGGAGACGCCCAAUUUGUUUUAAACAUAUUGGAGUAUAAAAUAGUAACCAACGCAAACAGCUUAGGCGCAUUUACACCAUUUUUCCUCGAAGUUUGUCAAAAUUUAACCAAAUUUCCCAACGAACAGAUUCAAUGUGGAUCGGUUAUGGUUUUAAUGAGAUACAUGAUGAUGUCGAAUGUAAUGUGUCGCCAAUACACAACUUUAAUUUUCCAAAUACUAUCAACAACGAAAUCGGCAAAUUUAAAACGAUUAAUAAUAAUAAAUUUAGCCGAUUUAUUGGCGAGAUUUCCAAAUAUUAUUGAUCCAUACUCCGCGCAAAUUUUCGACAAGUUAUCUGAUCCAGAUCCGGGAGUUCAAAAAACGACGUAUUUCAUCUUGGCGAAUUUACUCACAAGGAAUAUGUUACGUGUUAACAAAAAAGUUUAUGUUAUGACACUACCGAUAACACAAGAAGACUCAGGUCUUAGUGGGACUGCAAAAAAGUUUUUUACACAAUUAGCUUUGAAUCAUCAAGCGCAAUUAACCAAUAUUUUACCGGAUCUUUUUUCGUUUCUUUGUGCGAGAGAAGAUGUUAAUGAAGAACAAUUACGAUACAUAAUGAAGUUUAUUUUUGAUUCGAUUGAUAAAAACAAAUUAAUGGAGGGAUUAGUGGAUCGUUUCUGCGCAAAAUUAAUCAACAACGAAGAUGAUUAUAUCCUUUCAAACGUUGGAUUUUGUCUCCACCAAAUACAAUACAACGAUAAAAGUGCAAGAAAAUUAGUUGAUAACUUUUCCAAUUAUAAAGAUGCUUUACACAACGCCGAUUUGUAUUCUUGCUUCAAACAAAUUAUGGCUGGUUGGGCAAAAGCCACGAAAUACAACCUGAAAGAAGUCGUUGUUGAAUUGGAGGGAAAAAUCGCGGAAUUUUUCCAAAUUAAAGAUCUCCCACCGCCUAGUUCUACUCACGUACCUAGAAGUUCCCGAAAAAAGGCAACUCAAAAGAAGAAACGUUCCAGAAGGAGCUCUUCCUGAAAACAAAAAAAAAGUUAAGUUAAUUUUUACUAUUAAAUAUUUUAUAUUUUUAAAAUAAAAUAACCUCUAAAUAAA